This is a messenger RNA of Alternaria viburni, 1374 nucleotides long. RefSeq lists its product as uncharacterized. NCBI's taxonomy places the organism in Eukaryota, Fungi, Ascomycota, Dothideomycetes, Pleosporales, Pleosporaceae. The record is from RefSeq and is a predicted model, not a curated record. The transcript has a single exon. The coding region runs from base 1 to 1374 and encodes 457 amino acids.
AUGGAGAUGGGAUUCCUAGAGUUCACUAUCGGAACGCACAAGGAAGCGAACAAAGUCCUUCGCAACACCCUUGCCAUGCAAGAGCAGUCGACACAAGACCUCCGCGACACCAUUACAGUCCAGAAGGAAGCGAGACGUGACUCCCGUGAUACCGUCAAGGAUCUUCGUGAUGUCAUCAAGGACCUUCGAGAGCGCAACAGCGACCUCUCCGCAGCAUACAACGACCUCUCUUUCAAGAACGCGGCCCACGUCGACCAACGAGACGAGCUUCACUCGACCAAGCUUGCGCUGGCCGAGCUGAAGAACGAGCAUCUUGAGCUUCGCCUCGCCUUCAAAAGCAAAGAGAAGAUCAUCGAUGAACUCAACACCAAGAUCGAGGAAGGGGAUCGGCUUCUCGCCCAGUCGCAGUCACAAGUACAGCAACGAGAUCAUGAUAUCUCUCGUUUGCGUCUCGAUGUACAUGGACGAGACAAGGAAGUCGAGAAGGCGUACAAGGAAGUUGCCGAGCUCAGGAAGAGUGAAGGAGCCAAUAAGGAGAAGCAUGAGGCCAAGCGAGCGGAGUUGCGGGAGCUGAAGGAUGAGCUAGAAGAUAUGCGCAGGUACCAUACGGACCUCCAAAGCCGGAACAUCGACAUCACCAUCGAACUUGACCAUCAGCGUUCCACCAAAGACGAGCUCACUGUCGAACUCAAGGCCAAGCAUGCAGCAUUGCAGACACUGAAGGGUGAGCAUAAGGAGCUUCAGGUCACCUACAUGACCAAGACCGGCGAGCAUAGCGCAGCUAUGAACGACCUCUCAGCAUCGUACGAGAUCAAGAAAGCAGAGCUACAAGAGUUGAAGGAUGAGCUGCAAGAGCUUCGCGACUACUACAAGGGCCACGAAGAGGCCAUGGAAGUGCUGACGAGGAAGUCCAAGGAGCAAGACGAGACUAUCGUUGAGUUGAAUGCUCAAUUCAAGGAGGUGGAUGAUGCUAUCGCUGUGUCACAGCAGCAAGUACAAGAACAAGUCGACGCUAACACCGAGCUGGCGAAGCAACUUACCGAGGCUAAGAAGAGCGAGGGAGGAGAUGCUGAUAGUAUCGAGGUCAGUGAAGAGUACCUGCAACAGCUGCAGGAAAAGGAUACCGAGAUCGAGGACCUGCAAGAGCAAGUCCUCGGAGGCGUGUCCGACAAGACGGCGCGUAAGCUUGCCAAUAAGCUGAUGGUCAAACAUAAGAAGCGUGGCGAGACUCUCAAGGAAGUGAAGCGGCAGGCAAAGGCAAAGGAUGACCACAUCGAGAACUUGCAAGGAAAUAUUCACAGCUUGGAGAGCACGAUUCGCAGCUUGGACAGCAAGAUUCACCUCUUGGAGGCUGAUUACUGGACUGAUGAUUGA